AUGCAAUUUGGGAACGGCGAGCUUCCUUCUCUAAUCUCUUCAGAUCCACAGUUCGCACUCAGCACAAGCGACGGAGCGGCGAGCCCUUUCUCCCGAUUGACGAACGAUGACUACCCGCACGGAUCGGGGCAGUUCGCACUCAGCACAGGCGACGGAGCGGCGAGCCUUUUCUCCCGAUUGACGAACGACGACUACCCGCCCCGAUCGGCGGAGGAGACGAAGAGCUGGGUAGAGUUGGAGUAG
Linum trigynum is the source of this 243-nucleotide messenger RNA. NCBI's taxonomy places the organism in Eukaryota, Viridiplantae, Streptophyta, Magnoliopsida, Malpighiales, Linaceae. The record is from the annotation of a GenBank genome assembly.